Molecule: messenger RNA, 1295 nt
Organism: Mercenaria mercenaria
Lineage: Eukaryota; Metazoa; Mollusca; Bivalvia; Venerida; Veneridae
Product: deoxycytidylate deaminase-like
Exons: 5
Coding region: 126-644 (172 amino acids)
Biological process (GO): dTMP biosynthetic process; dUMP biosynthetic process
Cellular component (GO): cytoplasm
Molecular function (GO): zinc ion binding; dCMP deaminase activity
Source: RefSeq, a predicted model, not a curated record
UUAAAUUAAAAAAGGUUCGUUUUAUACAACUUUAUCACUGACAGCUGUUGUAAAUAACAUAUACCGGAAAUUAACUUGUAAUUCAAUUUUAAAUUCAUACGUAUAUGAACAUAUAACGGGUAAUUAUGUCAGGGAAACUAUCAAACGAGAAGAGACCAUGGUAUAUCAGCUGGGACGAAUAUUUCAUGGGAGUAGCUCUUAUAACUGCUCAAAGGAGUAAAGAUCCAGUAACACAGGUUGGCUCUUGUAUAGUGAAUGCCGACAAACGGAUCAUUAGUACUGGGUAUAAUGGUAUGCCAAAUGGAUGUAGUGAUGACACCAUGCCAUGGGGAAAGCACCAACCAGACAAACUCAGAAAUAAACAACUUUACGUUUGUCAUUCAGAAAUGAACGCCAUUUUAAAUAAAAUUUCUUCGGACGUUCGUGGCUGUACUUUAUACGUGACAUUAUUCCCGUGUAACCAGUGUGCCAAAAUUAUUAUACAGACGGGCAUAAAGGAAGUUGUGUAUUAUGACGAUAAACAUCACUAUAAAAUAGAAACAAAAGCUUCAAAACUUAUGUUGGAAACGGCCGGCGUCAAAACUAGGCAAUAUGCACCGUCGCAGCUAAAACUGAGGAUUGGACAUAUAGAAAGCAAACUUUAAUAUGUUUAAAAGUGGAAAUUAAAAGACGAUGUGAUAAUAUUGCAUGUAAAAAGAGAAAAGUGGUUUUCAGACAUUAUUACUUCAGGGAGUUCUGGUGAAUCGUGUAUUAAAACGAGAAAUUUAUUGAGUAAAAAUGUGAGAAAGAUUUCGUAAUAGAACACUAGUAUAGCAGUCCCUGUCAGUACAGUGGUUUCAUUUCUAGACGAACAUAUUUCCGUAAUGUUUCCUUGAUGGAAGUGUAAUAGAAGCUGAGACCAUUCCGUGAUCAUCUUCCGCUUUAACUACGGGCCGCUUACAUUGAUCUAGUUACUCACCCCUUACUCACGUUCACGGGAACUGGUCCAACCCGUGACGUACUUUGAGUCUGAAACCGUCAAGGGAAGUAACUAGAGUCACGGAUUUGGACUACUAGAAGAUGGGAACCAAAUCAUGGGCCGCUUAAACAUUUUUUCAUUAUAUUUAUGUAUAGGUUACAACACACUAAAUAUCUGUUCUUCUUUAUUCUAUAUAAAAUUGACAUAUUUCCAAUGGCCGCAGCACACAUCAGGACCUAUUUUAAAUGUCUGUAACUUAUAUUUCUUGAAGAAUAUUGUCAGUGCUGAAUAAAACUGAAAAGAAAAAUUGGGGUCAUGUUUGAUGCAAGAAAAAUAU